AUGGAUACAAAGGUCGUGGUGAACGAUAUCUUACCUAGCGCAUCACCGUUGACUGGUAAAGAAACCAUCUACAUAAGUGAGGCAUUAACCAUAUACAAUAAGACCUUACUUGGAAAUGCCAGAAGAGAACUUAAAAACAGCGGAGUAUACAAAUAUGUGUGGUGCAAGAAUGGAGUUAUUAGAGCAAGAAAAAGUGAAAAAGAUCAAUCGUUCAUAAUUAGAACUGAUGAUGACAUCAAAGCCUUACUACAAAAGAAAGUCCAUGUACAGUCGCAAUAA
This is a messenger RNA of Parnassius apollo (apollo), 279 nucleotides long. Lineage: Eukaryota; Metazoa; Arthropoda; Insecta; Lepidoptera; Papilionidae. The record is from the annotation of a GenBank genome assembly.